Molecule: messenger RNA, 2586 nt
Organism: Osmerus eperlanus (European smelt)
Lineage: Eukaryota; Metazoa; Chordata; Actinopteri; Osmeriformes; Osmeridae
Gene: fam131bb
Product: family with sequence similarity 131 member Bb
Exons: 8
Coding region: 165-1472 (435 amino acids)
Source: RefSeq, a predicted model, not a curated record
GAGAAAGAGAGUGAGAGCGCAGGGAGCACUGGGGAGACGAGCGGGGCGAGCUAGUAAAGAGAAAGAGAGAGAGAAAGCAAGAGAGAGAGAGAGAGAGAGAGAGAGAAUGCAUGGUGUCAAGGUAACGCUUCCUUGCUUGUAUCCAGGGCCUUUGUGAAUACACCAUGGGAUGCAUCGGCUCCAGGAGACUCACGGCAGAUGGAGUGCCAGUACAGAAGGAUGGGGAACAGCUGUCUAUGGAAGACACCACGUCGAUCCUGCCUCGACUGAAGAGGAACUCCAACGCCUAUGGAAUCGGCGCUCUUGCUAAGUCCUCUCUGACAGGUGUGUCAGUUUCCCGCUCUAUGAAGGACAAGGUGACUAAGCCCACAGGGAUGGCCCAGGGUCGGGUGGCGCACAUGAUCGAGUGGCAGAACUGGGGCAUGCAGACUGUGGGCGCGGGAGGCGUGAUGCAGCCCCGCAUCUCCACCCAGGAGCGGGAGAACGAGAGGCGGUUGGAGAACGACGCCUACAGCGACCUCAGCGAUGGAGAGAAGGAAGCACGCUUUGCUGCAGGUAUCCUGCAGCAGUUUGCGAUCUCCCAGGCGACGCUCAUGGCCUGGACCUCCAUGGACGGGGAGAGCAUGAGGUCGGGAUCCAAUCAGGGCAGUGUGGCACACCUCAGCGAGGUCAACCAGGAGAGCGUCACCAGCCGAGACCAGAUCCUCCACCACUCCACCGCAGACGUGUGGCCGCAUACCUACGUCUCCCAGGGCCUCUAUUGCCUCUCCUCCUCCGACGCCUGGGAGCCAAUCAGCAACGAGCCCUCUGGUGUGGCUUCUCCCGCCGCCGGCUCCUACGCCAUGGCGGGCGGGGAGGGCUACGAGGCGAACACGGCCGCUCACUUCAUGACCCAGCAGCAGCAGCAGCACAGCCAGCUGCAACAGCUGCAACAGCUGCAGCAGAUCCAGCACUACCAGCAGCAACAGCUCCUGCAGUACCAGCAGCAACAGUCCCUAGAGCACAGGCUGCACAGUGCCAAUCACUCCUUGCAAGCCACGCCCAACAGCACCAUCCACAGUCUGGCCCCUCCCACUCAUCCGCCGUUGGUGGACCUUUGGGGGGCGGGACAGAUGGAGUCCUAUCCGAUGGAGGGAGGAGGGUUCAUGGGCGUGUCUGCGGUGGUGGAGCCCGGCUUAGCGGUCCAGUCUACGGUGGAGAUGGGGAACGAACACUCCCCUCUACUGGAACAACAGGAGGAUGACAUCAAGGAAGAGGAAGUGACACUGUGCAUGGAGCCGGAGUCCAUGACGCUGACCCCACCCACACGAGGAGACGAUUCCCCCGCUACUGGAGGCAGUAGUCCAGGGCAACCAACAGUAGAGCCAAUCACGGAAUGGAAGACCUCUGAUGUCACUUCCACCAUCGCUCAGACGUUAGAGGAGAAGAAAGAGGAGGAGGAGGGGUCAGCUGCUUCCAUGACAACCAACUGAGGGAUGGCGGGGUUAUGAGACUCCUGACAGACUGACCCUGGAGUCAGGAGAGACUGAGCGUAAUAAUCAAAUAUUUAUCAAUUAAUCUGUUCCUUUUCAGGUAUCGAACACGUAAUUUGUUUGGGUCAGGUAAUGACCUCUUAAUACUGCUGAGAGACAGUGGGGGACGAGGGAGCUGACUCACACAGAGACAACUGUUGGCGCGACAGAGAAUAUUCUUUUCUUUUGGAGCCUUACGUCCCCUGUGAGAUGGAUUAGGGGAUGAAGGGAGGACCGAGAGAAGAAAGGAGGGAUGUGGAGAUGAAGGAAGACAAGCACCAAAUGACGAUGCAUUAGGGAGAUAAAACGACAUGGGAAACAACGAGUAGGGGAAAUAAACAUGCAUGCUUUUUCAAAGACAGAUGUGACUAUGUCGUCGUCUUACAAUGAUUAUAAAAAUCCAUAGUAAAAACAUUAUAGUGAUAACAAUAAUUUUUCUAAUAAAGAAAAAAAAACAGGUCACAAAAAUGUAUGUAUAAGUGUAUGAUAAACAUAUAGGAAGGAAAACUUUUUUUUUUCAAUUUUGUCUCUUGUCGGAGAGAGCUACUCUGUUUACAGUCAAGAUUAUACACAUUCAGAAUGACAUCAUCAUAUUUACAUCCCCAUACCUUUAAAGAACAGCAACAUCCACCAAGUGUAGUUUACUCUUGGUUCUUUGAAACUCUGGCACCACAGCAUACAGUCUGCCAAACAAAGCAGAUAGCCCCUAAGGCCCCAAAAUCACUUAAGGUUGCGCCUCAAAUUUGAUCAUCCUGUAACAGGCCAAUUUAAUCUCGAUCUGGACCCUGCAAUCUCUCAAUUGUGUGAAAUAUCAGAUCAAUCCUCAUAAAGUCUGCUUGGUGAACCCCCCUGCUCUAUGAUGCUUUGGCACCCGGAUGCCCAAGGCAUGAAGCGGGCACUAACCUCCCUGUUGACUGCACACACAACACUGCACACACAGCACUGCACACACAGCACUGCACACACAGCACUGCACACACAGCACUGCACACACAGCACUGCACACAAAGCACUGCACAUACAGCACUGCACACACAGCACUGCACACACAGCACUGCACACAAAGCACUGCACA